CAAAACCCUAUUUGCCAAACGAUUAAACCUCAUAUCCGCUCCACAUCGUCUUCCUCUGUUUACUCUGAAGCAGCAGAAGCAGCGGGCACCUUGGGGUUCCUCCCGGUCCGUAGAGAUCUAAAGCUUUCUUCUCUGCUUGAAUUGUCAAGAUGUUCUCCUCAAAAAACAAGAUCCACAAAGACAAGGAUGCUGAACCCACAGAAUUUGAGGAGACAGUAGCACAGGCUUUAUUUGAUCUUGAGAACACCAAUCAGGAGCUGAAAAGUGAUUUGAAAGAUCUUUACAUCAACUCAGCUGUUCAGAUGGAUAUUUCUGGAAGUCGCAAGGCUGUUGUCAUCUAUGUUCCAUAUAGAUUGAGGAAGGCUUACCGUAAGAUUCAUCUUCGCCUUGUGAGAGAGCUUGAGAAGAAAUUCAGUGGAAAGGAUGUUGUUCUGCUUGCCACCCGCACGAUCUUGCGGCCCCCAAAGAAAGGCUCUGCCGUUCAACGACCACGCUCCCGCACGUUGACUGCUGUCCAUGAUGCCAUGCUUGAUGUUGUUUAUCCUGCUGAGAUUGUUGGUAAACGCAUCACAUACCGCAUUGAUGGUUCCAAGAUUAUCAAGGUAUACAAUGGAUUGUUUCUUCCGCUUGACAAUUACCAGCCUAAAAUGAAGUUC
Messenger RNA from Carica papaya (papaya), 656 nucleotides. The record is from RefSeq and is a predicted model, not a curated record. Lineage: Eukaryota; Viridiplantae; Streptophyta; Magnoliopsida; Brassicales; Caricaceae.